AUGGGGAUCUUUGACAAAGUUAAGAACGCCAUUGGCGAGGACAACUUCAACAAAUUACAAGACGAGGUCACGAGCCGGCUUGGGGCUCUGAAUCAGAAUGAUUCUGGAAACAACUCCCAAAACGCCUCUGGCUACAACAAUGGAUCUGGUAACGCAUACGGCAACACCAGUUCUGGCUACGACAACAGCCAAUCCGGCCAGGGCUACGGCAAUAGCCAAUCCGGUGGUAACAACUACGGGAACAACAGCGGCUACGGUUCCGGUAACCAGACUUCGAACAACAACAACGGUUACGCCAGCAACUCUGGUUACUAUAACUCGAAUUCCGACUCCAAUUUGAACACCAACGCGUAUGGUAGGAAUGACUCGAAGAAGAACUCUUAUGGGAACGACAAUGAAGAUUCCAGCAAGAACACCUACGAGUCCAAGAAGUCGGACAGCGACAACAAAUAUGACUCCAACAAGGACGAGAACAAGGACGAGAAUAAGGACGAGAAUAAGGACGAGAAUAAGAACGAGAACAAGGAUGAGAACAAGGACGAGAAUAAGGACGAGAAUAAGGACGAGAAUAAGGACGAGAAUAAGAACGAGAACAAGGAUGAGAACAAGAACAAGGAUGAGGACAAGAACAAGGAUGAGGACAAGAACAAGGAUGAGAACAAGGAUGAGAACAAGAACAAGGAUGAGAACAAGAACAAGGAUGAGAACAAGGAUUCAAAGAACGAAAACAAAACGGACUCAACCAAGAACUCUUACGGCUCGUCCAAGAAGAACUCUUACGGAUCCAAGAAUUCGGACGACGGCAAAGAUGACUCCAAGGAUACCUAUGGAUCCAAAAACUCAUAUGGCUCUUCCAAGAAGGACUCCUACAGUUCAUCCAACAAGAACUCCUAUGAUAACGACAACGAAGACUCCAAUAAGACUUCUUAUGGGUCCAAGAACUCCUACGGUUCGUCUAACAAGAACUCGUACGACAACGAAGACUCCAACAAGACUUCUUACGGGUCCAAGAACUCGUACGGCUCUUCUAACAAGAACUCGUAUGAUGACAACGAAGACUCCAACAAGACAUCUUACGGCUCGUCUAACAAGAACUCAUACGGAUCCAAGAACUCCUACGAGAACGACAACGAAGACUCUAACAAGACUUCUUAUGGUUCCAAGAACUCGUACGGCUCUUCUAACAAGAACUCGUAUGAUGACAACGAAGACUCCAACAAGACAUCUUACGGCUCGUCUAACAAGAACUCAUACGGAUCCAAGAACUCCUACGAGAACGACAACGAAGACUCUAACAAGACUUCUUAUGGUUCCAAGAACUCGUACGGCUCUUCUAACAAGAACUCGUACGACAACGAAGACUCCAACAAGACAUCUUACGGCUCGUCUAACAAGAACUCAUACGGGUCCAAGAACUCCUACGAGAACGACAACGAAGACUCCAACAAGACUUCUUACGGCUCAUCUAACAAGAACUCAUACGGGUCCAAGAACUCCUAUGGUAAUGACAACGAGGACUCGUAUGGAUCGAAGAAUCAAUAUGACUCAAACAGGGGCUCUUAUGACAGACAGAAUGAUAACGAGUCUUCGAACCUUUAUGACUCCUCUGAAUAUGAAAGCUCUAACCGUUACCGCUGA
Molecule: messenger RNA, 1638 nt
Organism: Eremothecium gossypii ATCC 10895
Lineage: Eukaryota; Fungi; Ascomycota; Saccharomycetes; Saccharomycetales; Saccharomycetaceae
Gene: DDR48
Product: DNA damage-responsive protein 48
Exons: 1
Coding region: 1-1638 (545 amino acids)
Source: RefSeq, marked provisional